GUUUAACUAUCAUCUCUGCAAGGGCUCCGACAAGGCUCUGAAGCAGCCGCAAGACGAUGCAGGCCUGUUGAUCAGAAGGAUCAAAGAUGGCAAGUCAGGCCCAACAGAACGGCUAUUACGGCGAAUUCCAUGGGCCAUCAAGCUUAGCUAAUCUUCUCUUCAUGCUUCACACGGCAGCAGCAAAAAAAGUAACGACGUACAUCUCCGCCUCUUUCACGACACAGCACGAUGGCCGCACAUUUCCUGGGGCUCGAGCUCGCGACAGACCAGCUACGGGCAUGUAUUCUCGAUGAAAAGCAGGAGUUGGUUGGCGUCGAGCGAGUCGACUUCGACACCGAACUCAGCGAGUACCAGACGCAGGGGGGCAUAUUCACGACGCCCGGCGAAGCCUACACAACCCCAGUAGAAAUGUGGGUAAAGGCCCUAGAUAUCCUACUCGCAAAGCUAGCUUCGUCCUACAAAAUCAAGGACAUCAAAGCAAUAUCAGGCUGUGCGCAGCAGGCGCUCGUAUGGUGGAAAUCGACGCCGUUGCCUGCGCUUUCGUCCUUGGAUCCGGGGUUACCACUGCCUGCGCACUUCCCGGCAGCGUCGUUCUCGUUACCACAUACGCCGACGUCGCAGGAUAACUCGUCGCACCCUCAUGCGCUGGCGAUUGAGAGCACACUUGGAGGGGCCGAUGCGAUGGCGCGACGCGUCGGGAUCAGUGCUGGGGGGAAUGCCUCGAUGCUCGCGGCGCAGAUGUUCCGAGUACGAGAAAUGUGGGCGAAGGAGGUCUGGGUACGGACGGGAAGGGUGCAAGUUGCGAGUAAAUUUUUGGAGAGUCUGGUCGGCGGCAAGUGGGCGGGCAUUGGCGAGGCUGAGGCAUGCUUGAGUGGGAUGUGGAAUGUGCAGAGUGGCGUCUGGGACGAGGGUGUGCUGGAUAUUGUCGGCGGGAGCAGGGAGGAGGGCCGUCGGGUCCGUGGUUGGCUGGGUGAUGUCGACGUUAACGGCGGCGGUAGAAAGGCGGGAUACGUGUCGCGGUAUUUGGUUGACAGAUACGGCUUUGAUCCUGAAACCAUUCUCACUCCUUUCACAUCCGAUACGCUGUCCACCUUUGUUUCUCUCUGUCCAUCCCAGUCAGAUGCUGUUCUUUCUUUCGGUCCAACCGAUACACUGAUGGCCCGGGCCCACACGUAUAUCCCUUCACCGAUAUACAACAUCGUUCCUCAUCCAUACCAAGAACCUGGAGACAAGAAAAAGUACAUCGUGAUGUUGAGCAGCCGAAAUGGAGACGUAUCGCGCGCGCUUGCGCGUGAUAUGUAUACUAAGAGCUGGAGCGCAUUUGAUAGGCUUGUUGCCAUCGUGCCUCCAGGUGGUUCAAUAGGCCUCGACGAUAAACUGUUCUCUUUCUGGCAUUUACAACCAGAUACACCUCCAUUCACACACAGCAAGGGUGUGCACCGGUUCGAAACAGGUAUCAAGGUCAACGAGUUCCGCGACCUUCGCGCCAAUCCCAGAUGUUUGGUCGAGUCACAGGUGAUGGGAAUGCGAGUGCGGUGGGGUCGUGCUGUUGCCUUGGGAGUGUUCGGGGAGGUCAAGUUGCCGCCCAAGCCCCCAUUGCCGCCCGGCCAAAUGCAGCUUCCAUCACCGAUACCGUUCGAUCUGUACCAAACAUCGUACCCUCACCUCCCUUCCCGCAUUCUCUGUACUGGAGCGGCGACAAACUUUCCCAGCAUAGCCAAUUUGGUGUGCGAUGUCUUUGGGAAGCCCGUUUAUGUGUGCUUGAGCCAGAUUGACUCGGCACAAAUCUCUCCCCACCGGAACGCCCCCGCUCGUGGAUUCCCUGGGCGUGCGGCGGUCGGUGUUGCGCUCGUCGCGAAGUGGGUGUGGGGGAAGGAGAAGGAGAAUCGGGCUGGAUCAAGAGCCGGUUCGCCUUACACGCCUCCAGUGGGUGCCUCAUCAUUCGAAGAGGACACGCGGAAGGUGUUUGCUAGACGCUGGACCGAGAGUGGCGGCGUCUGGGCGCGGACCAAUGUCAGUAGCAGUGCUGGCGGGCCACAAACACAGGUACCGACGAUCCGGAAUGUCCUCCGGGGCGGCACCACCCUUGGUACGUCGAUCGUCAUGGAAGAGGAGGAGGAGGAUGAGAGCUAUUUUGUAAACGGAGGAGUGAACGCGUAUAUGUAUCCGAACUCCCAGACGCCGAUAAUCUCGACGCCUACGACGCCCACGGGGACGAUGGCGCUGACGCCGAUUUCGGCGUUGCCUAUCGUUUACCCGCCCGAGAUGGCUACGCUCGCGCCGCCGUCGGCGUCUACUCCCUCAGGGGAGCAGAUGCCAGAUUUGGACCUGGCCCAGAUUGGGCUUGCGAGGGUGGCGGACCCUGAUUUUGAUUCAUUCUUGGGGUACGCGAGCAUCGUGUGGGAGUACGUCCGUCUGGAGAGUAUCAUCGUAAAGGGAGGUUGAUGAGUAUAGGAUUCUUUAUAUAUAUAUCUUCAAUGCUUUUCGCUGUCUAUAUUACUACAUAUAACCCACUUACCUAUAUUCCCAUCGCUUUAGGACACCAUACCCCUUCCUCGCUCGUCUUGCUCUUCGCUUUCUUACUUGCUACAUGCAAAACAGACAACUCGGAUUUGGUUGGAUUAUGGUACAAUCAUAUCAUAGUUAUAAAAUACGUACAGUAAAUAGGUAGUGUAUACAAAAAUGGUCCAUCCUGUAACGGAAGAACGCUGAUCGAGAGUGGGGAAGAUGAGGAAAUAUUUCUUUUCUGUCUUUGGUCAUGCGUAUAAUUGAGUGAGACUAAGCAGACUAAGAUGAUUUGCUCUCGCAUCUUUCGGGUCCCCACUGAGGUAACGCCCACGUGAUCGGAAGCAAAAAGGAUACCCUCCCAUGACUGAUGACA
Molecule: messenger RNA, 2881 nt
Organism: Desarmillaria tabescens
Lineage: Eukaryota; Fungi; Basidiomycota; Agaricomycetes; Agaricales; Physalacriaceae
Product: D-xylulose kinase
Exons: 6
Coding region: 229-2445 (738 amino acids)
Biological process (GO): phosphorylation; xylulose metabolic process
Cellular component (GO): cytosol
Molecular function (GO): D-xylulokinase activity
Source: RefSeq, a predicted model, not a curated record